GUGGUCUCCGCCCCCCUUGCGCUGCUGUGUGGAGCCGGAGUCGGCGGUGGGUGGCGGCGCCUGGAACCUGGAGAAGGACCCACCUCCCCGCCCCGGAAUGUAGUGACUCCCCGCUCUCCGCUCUCCUCCUCUCUCCUCCCCGCUGCAGGAGGGAGGCGCCCCCGAGUCUUCCCUCCCGCGAGAGGGGCCGCGCGGGCCGGGCCGGGCCGGGCUGGAGCAGCGGCUGCGGCGGCGGCCGCGGGAGCCUAGCCUGCAGCGAGGGACUGGCUGAGGCGCGCGGGAGGGAAGGAGGCGAGGGCUCCGCCGCGCUGCCGCCGCCGCCGCUCGCGGGGAAGAGAUGGCGGCGGAGCGGAGAGCCCGGCGACUCCUCAGCACCUCCUCCUUCUGGCUCUGCUGCCUGCUGCUGCUCGAGCGCCGGGCGUCGGGCGCCGCGGCCGCCAGGAGCGGCUCCCCGCCGCAGUUCCCAGGAUUCAGCAUUCGGACAUUCACUCCAUUUUAUUUUUUGGUGGAACCAGUGGAUACCCUCUCAAUUAGAGGCUCUUCUGUUAUACUAAACUGUUCAGCAUAUUCUGAGCCUUCUCCAAAAAUUGAAUGGAAAAAAGAUGGAACUUUUUUAAACUUAGUGUCAGACGAUCGACGCCAGCUUCUCCCAGAUGGGUCUUUAUUUAUCAGCAAUGUGGUGCAUUCCAAACACAAUAAACCUGAUGAAGGUUAUUAUCAGUGUGUGGCCACUGUUGAGAGUCUUGGAACUAUUGUCAGCAGAACAGCCAAGCUCACAGUAGCAGGUCUUCCAAGAUUUUCCAGCCAACCAGAACCUUCUUCGGUUUAUGUUGGGAACAGUGCGAUUCUGAAUUGUGAAGUUAAUGCAGAUUUGGUCCCAUUUGUGAGGUGGGAACAGAACAGACAGCCUCUUCUUCUGGAUGAUAGACUUACCAAACUUCCAAGUGGAACACUAGUUAUCAGCAACGCAACUGAAGGAGAUGGGGGACUCUAUCGCUGCAUAGUUGAAAGUGGUGGGCCACCAAAGUAUAGUGAUGAAGUUGAAUUAAAAGUUCUUCCAGAUCCUGAGGUUACAUCAUCAAACUUGGUAUUUUUGAAACAACCUUCUUCCUUAGUCAGAGUCAUUGGUCAGAGUGCAGUGUUACCAUGUGUUGCUUCGGGACUUCCUACUCCAACCAUUAGAUGGAUGAAAAAUGAGGAAGCACUUGACACAGAAAGCUCUGAAAGAUUGGUAUUGCUGGCAGGUGGUAGUCUGGAGAUCAGUGAUGUCACUGAGGAUGAUGCCGGCACUUAUUUUUGUAUGGCUGAUAAUGGAAAUGAGACAAUUGAAGCUCAGGCAGAGCUUACAGUACAAGCUCAACCUGAAUUCCUGAAGCAGCCUACUAAUAUAUAUGCUCAUGAAUCUAUGGAUAUUGUAUUUGAAUGUGAAGUGACUGGGAAGCCAACUCCAGCUGUGAAGUGGGUCAAGAAUGGGGAUAUGGUUAUCCCAAGUGAUUACUUCAAGAUUGUAAAGGAACAUAAUCUUCAAGUUUUGGGUCUGGUGAAAUCAGAUGAAGGGUUCUAUCAGUGCAUUGCUGAAAAUGAUGUUGGAAAUGCACAAGCUGGAGCCCAACUGAUAAUCCUUGAACAUGAUGUUGCCAUCCCAACAUUACCUCCCACUUCACUGACCAGUGCCACUACUGACCAUCUAGCACCAGCCACAACUGGACCACUGCCUUCAGCUCCUCGGGAUGUCGUGGCCUCCCUGGUCUCUACCCGCUUCAUCAAAUUGACAUGGCGGACACCUGCAUCAGAUCCUCACGGGGACAACCUUACCUACUCUGUCUUCUACACCAAGGAGGGGGUUGCUAGGGAACGUGUUGAAAAUACCAGUCGCCCCGGAGAAAUGCAGGUAACCAUCCAAAACCUAAUGCCAGCGACUGUGUACAUCUUUAGAGUUAUGGCUCAAAAUAAACAUGGCUCCGGAGAGAGUUCAGCUCCACUACGAGUAGAAACACAGCCUGAGGUUCAGCUCCCUGGCCCAGCACCUAACAUCCGAGCAUAUGCAACUUCACCUACUUCCAUUACUGUCACCUGGGAAACACCAUUGUCUGGAAAUGGGGAAAUUCAGAAUUACAAACUGUACUACAUGGAAAAAGGAACUGAUAAAGAACAGGAUGUUGAUGUUUCAAGUCACUCCCACACCAUUAACGGGUUGAAAAAAUAUACAGAGUAUAGUUUCCGAGUGGUGGCCUACAAUAAACAUGGUCCUGGAGUCUCCACACAAGAUGUUGCUGUUCGAACAUUUUCAGAUGUUCCCAGUGCUGCUCCUCAGAAUCUGUCUUUAGAAGUAAGAAAUUCAAAGAAUAUUGUGAUUCACUGGCAGCCACCUCCUCCGGCCACACAAAACGGGCAGAUCACUGGCUACAAGGUUCGCUACCGAAAGGCCUCCCGAAAGAGCGAUGUCACUGAGACCUUGGUGACUGGGACACAGCUGUCGCAGCUGAUUGAAGGUCUUGAUCGGGGGACUGAAUAUAAUUUCCGAGUGGCUGCUCUAACAAUCAAUGGUACAGGCCCUGCUACUGACUGGCUGUCUGCUGAAACUUUUGAAAGUGACUUAGAUGAAACUCGUGUCCCUGAAGUGCCUAGUUCUCUUCACGUCCGCCCACUUGUCACUAGCAUCGUAGUAAGCUGGACACCUCCGGAGAAUCAGAACAUUGUGGUCAGAGGUUAUGCCAUUGGUUAUGGCAUUGGCAGCCCUCAUGCCCAGACCAUAAAAGUGGACUAUAAACAGCGCUAUUACACCAUCGAAAAUCUGGAUCCCAGCUCUCACUAUGUGAUUACCCUGAAAGCGUUUAACAAUGUGGGUGAAGGUAUCCCCCUCUAUGAGAGUGCUGUGACCAGACCUCACACAGUGCCAGAUCCUACUCCCAUGAUGCCACCAGUGGGAGUUCAGGCUUCCAUUCUGAGUCAUGACACCAUAAGGAUUACAUGGGCAGACAACUCACUGCCCAAACACCAGAAGAUUACAGACUCCCGAUACUACACAGUCCGAUGGAAAACCAACAUCCCAGCAAACACCAAGUAUAAGAAUGCUAAUGCAACGACUUUGAGUUAUUUGGUGACUGGUUUAAAACCAAAUACACUCUAUGAAUUCUCUGUGAUGGUGACCAAAGGUCGAAGAUCAAGCACAUGGAGUAUGACAGCACAUGGGACCACUUUUGAAUUAGUUCCUACUUCUCCACCCAAGGAUGUGACAGUUGUGAGUAAAGAGGGAAAACCUAGGACCAUAAUUGUAAAUUGGCAGCCUCCCUCUGAAGCCAAUGGCAAAAUUACAGGUUACAUCAUAUAUUACAGUACGGACGUGAAUGCAGAGAUACACGACUGGGUUAUUGAGCCUGUUGUGGGAAACAGGCUGACUCACCAGAUACAAGAAUUAACACUUGACACACCAUACUACUUCAGAAUCCAAGCUCGGAACUCAAAGGGCAUGGGGCCCAUGUCUGAAGCUGUCCAGUUCAGAACACCCAAAGCCUCAGGGUCUGCAGGGAAAGGAAGCCGUCUGCCAGACCUAGGAUCCGACUACAAACCUCCGAUGAGCGGCAGUAACAGCCCUCAUGGAAGCCCCACCUCUCCUCUAGACAGUAACAUGCUGCUGGUCAUCAUCGUUUCCGUCGGCGUCAUCACCAUCGUGGUGGUCGUGAUCGUCGCUGUCUUUUGCACCAGGCGGACCACUUCUCACCAGAAAAAGAAACGAGCUGCUUGCAAAUCAGUGAAUGGCUCCCACAAGUACAAAGGGAACUCCAAAGAUGUCAAACCCCCAGACCUCUGGAUCCAUCAUGAGAGACUGGAGCUGAAACCCAUUGAUAAGUCUCCAGACCCAAACCCCAUCAUGACUGAUACUCCAAUUCCUCGUAACUCUCAAGAUAUCACACCGGUUGACAAUUCCAUGGACAGCAACAUCCAUCAAAGGCGGAAUUCAUAUAGAGGGCAUGAAUCAGAGGACAGCAUGUCUACACUGGCUGGAAGGCGGGGAAUGAGACCAAAAAUGAUGAUGCCCUUUGACUCCCAGCCACCCCAGCCUGUGAUUAGUGCCCAUCCCAUCCAUUCCCUCGAUAACCCUCACCAUCAUUUCCACUCCAGCAGCCUCGCUUCUCCAGCUCGCAGUCAUCUCUACCACCCGGGCAGCUCAUGGCCCAUUGGCACAUCCAUGUCCCUUUCAGACAGGGCCAGUUCCACAGAAUCUGUUCGAAACACCCCCAGCACUGACACCAUGCCAGCCUCCUCGUCUCAAACAUGCUGUACUGAUCACCAGGAUCCUGAAGGUGCUACCAGCUCCUCUUACUUGGCCAGCUCCCAAGAGGAAGAUUCAGGCCAGAGUCUUCCUACAGCCCACGUGCGCCCUUCCCACCCACUGAAGAGCUUUGCUGUGCCAGCAAUCCCUCCCCCAGGUCCUCCCACCUAUGAUCCAGCGUUGCCAAGCACACCAUUACUAUCCCAGCAAGCUCUAAAUCAUCACAUUCACUCGGUGAAGACGGCCUCCAUCGGGACUUUAGGAAGGAGCCGGCCUCCUAUGCCAGUGGUGGUUCCCAGUGCCCCUGAAGUGCAGGAGACCACAAGGAUGCUGGAAGACUCCGAGAGUAGCUAUGAACCAGAUGAGCUGACCAAAGAGAUGGCCCACCUGGAAGGACUGAUGAAGGACCUGAACGCCAUCACGACAGCAUGAUGACCUGGACCGGGACGUGACUCCGGACCUGAGUCUAGAAGUCUUGGGACUUAGCCUUGAAAACAAGGAGUUGUACAGAGCACGAGAGGACAGCACUUGAAAACACAGAGUGAGCAGGCCGCCCAGCCAGCACCCCCGCGUGGGGCCAGCUCCAGGCCUGGCCGCCUGCCUUCUCCUGGUCGGCCUAGAAGACGCCAUGUCAAGGCAGCUUCCCUUUGCCUGCCGAUACCCUGCAGGACUGGGCACCAUGGGCCAAAAUUUUGUGUCCAGGGAAGAGGCAAGAAGUGCAACCUCUGUUUCACUUUGUGGUCAGGCUGUGUCUUCAUGCUGCGACGGCAUCGCCUUUAUGGAGUGUAGACGUUGGCAUUUAUGUACAAUUUUAUUUGUGUCCUAUUUUAUUUUACCUUCAAAAGAAAAACACUAUCAACAACCAAGGAAGUCUGUGGUGUUCUCCACAAGUGGUUGACAUUUGACUACUUGUUUGAAUUAUGUAUGGAAAGUCAUUGACAGUGUGGGUUGUUCCAGGGGUUGGCUUGUUUUGUGUUUUUGUUUUUAUUUUUGAUUCUGAGUCAUUGCAUCCUCUACCAGCUGUUAAUCCAUCACUUUGAGGGGGGGGGAGGAAAUGUUGCAUUGCUGUUUGUAAGCUUUUUUAUUUUUUUUAUUAUAAUUAUUAAAGGCCUGACUUUCUCCUCUCAUCACUGUGAGAUUACAGAUCUAUCUGAAUGAAAUGUAACAUUGAAAAGACUUGUUUGUUGCUUUCUGUGCAGUUGCAGUAUUGGGGUGGUGGGGGCUGGGGGGGUUGGGAACUGGAAAUUGAGGGGCUGCUGAGGUCCUGUGAAUGUUUCAGUCAUUGUACUUUCUUCCAGAAGCCUGCAGAGAAUGGAAGCAUCUUCUUCAUUGUCCUGGCAUGUCCAUCUCUAUUGUCACUAAGUUGCAACUGGAGUUUCAUUUGGAUCUAGUUAAAAAUUUCUUCUGUGCAAUAGGUGGGUUCGAGGAUGUAGCCGCCCUGGUGUCUUGGUCAUAUCCUGAUAAGAAUGUCCACGCUGAGGAGUCAGGCGCUGUAUUGCAGGAGUGAUGCAGGACAGGGCACGAGCCUGGCCGACUUCCUGGGAAAUCGGAGAAGAGGAUAGAGACCCUUUCCUGCUGUUACCGUGUGUUCCCUUCGGGGAAGUCGGAGGUUAAGGAGGGAGCUUUGUUCCCAUGUAGGACUCCUUGCUUCUCCCUAGUUCCUGUCCUCAGCCAGUCCAGCUCUCACUUCCACGCCUCAGAGCCCCGUGGGGAAGGCGUUAGCAAGAAUGAAGCAGGCAGGGGGUGCAGCACCAGUGAGGCUCCCCACUUCUUUCUGAACAUUGUUCUGUACGUAGCAGGGGACGGGGACAGCGGCCUCCCCAGCUCCCACACACCAUCCCAGCAGCUCAGCUAAGCCCCUGAUUUGAACAGGGCAGCAGGAGGUCUCUGAGGUGUGCUGAGAGGCUGGCCACACAAGAAGCCUUUGCCUUUGCAGGAGGUUCUUGUGUACUUUUUCUUAAAAAUGUAAGGAGCUGAGAUUUUUUUUUUUUUGGUUUAAUAUUAAGAAUCUAUUAAGAAAAAAUACAGGACUGACCCUCAAGCAUCUUCCCCUACUCCCCAACAAAUCCCCAGAAGAGAGUGUGGAAGGCAGUGCAGAAGGCAGAUCGAGCUUUGGUUCUGUAGCCAAGAAGAGGUCAGCUGCUGAGAACACCAGUGGGCGCUCGGACCCACCUGCCCCGGGGCCUGUGCUCUGCCCUGGCCACACAGGCGCCCCACUUGCCUUUGUACCUUGGUUAUUUACCCUAUUUAGGUCUUAUCACACAUUUGCUUUUCUAGAAGAUGAACUCUCUUUCUUAACUGGGGGCAAUGAAAAGUGCAAUGCUGGAACUCCUGUUGCCCUGCUAGCUGGUCACGGAGGAUAGUGCCAGGCCGGAUUCUGGAAACCCAGUGCACUUAAACUGAUCCUGAAAAGAGCACUCAGAGCACUCUGGACACCAGGAGGGCUAGAUUCCCCAGAAACUGUCUUACCUUUUGCCCAAAGAAACGUGCUCGGUAUUCGGGGCAUCCCCUCCCAUGAACCCUGAUACUUCGGUUACCUCAGGGCCUUGGCACCUGGAUACUGCCACAGAACUGGGGUGGGGGGAGGGGCCUAUUUUUAAAUAACUGUUCAAAGUUGGGGGAUUUUUUUAAAUUAAGAAAAAGGAAAGUUAUUCUGUAUUGCACCUUUUCACAGUUUAAUACAUUUUCUUACAUUUUCCUGUGAUUUUUGAAAUUAAACCAUUGUGUGUCUUGUAAUGUCCUAGUAGAGCUGCUGACCAGCAGCUUCCUUCAGGAGGAUUUGGAGCAAAUGUGUCUGUUGCCUUGUCACCUGCUGGAAAGGGACCUGGAGGGCUGCUGGGGACUAGUUUCUGUACACACUUGUUUGGCCUUUUCUGUAGUUGAUGCUGUAAACUCUAUGGCUUUUUGAAAAACAAUUUCAUGUUUUUAUUUAGUAUUGGAAAUCCAAUACACUUUUUUUAAUCCAAUCAA
Molecule: messenger RNA, 7243 nt
Organism: Balaenoptera acutorostrata (minke whale)
Lineage: Eukaryota; Metazoa; Chordata; Mammalia; Artiodactyla; Balaenopteridae
Gene: NEO1
Product: neogenin 1
Exons: 28
Coding region: 338-4705 (1455 amino acids)
Biological process (GO): cell-cell adhesion
Cellular component (GO): membrane
Molecular function (GO): protein binding
Source: RefSeq, a predicted model, not a curated record